UACUACCAUCUCUGCACUCACUCACUCAGGCGCACACACUCAGUCACAACAGAAAGUUUGGAGUCCAGGCGAGAUCUGGUGGAAUACGGACGGAUAGGAAGUGCAUGAAUUAAAUGAGGAAGGGAAGGCAGAAGUAGAGGAAUAUCAACCAAACGCAGAACGAGAAGCGACGUGGGAACUCCGGAGAAUAUGUGGAGGGGAAACUGAAAUGCGCAUGAGCUAAUCAACAACGCCGGAGCGAGAGACUUUCAAUGGAAGUGAACUACUGAAGCUUCCAGCGGAGUCAAAAGCUCAGAUUUUAGCCUAGGGAGACUGUCGUGUCGUUCUGUAAACGUGCUCGUGAAUCUGUAAAGUGCUGGCACACAGCAGACGACAUGAACACUCUGAAUAUGGAGGAACAGACUUUACGCAAACUCCAAGAAAACAGUUAGGGGAUAUGAGCGCUGAUCUUUGGAUUUCGCCUCGAUUUUUUCCUCUCUCGGGUUCAGUUGUGCUUCUUUGGGGAUGUUUGCGAGUUGCAUCUGUGCGGCUUCAGUUCGGAUACUGACCCGUCUCUGCGCCCUGGUACUGGUGGUCGCUGUGGGAUUCGGGUCGGAGCUGCGGGUCCGGGUCCGGCUCUCGGACGGACUGGUGACCGAUGAGGUGUUGGAGGCGGACAGUGAGAGAGACUCCAUAUCACUCGAGUUCAAACAAGGAGAUGGGACGCUCAUCACUUUUGUGGCGGACUUCAAGCAGGAUGUGAAAAUAUUCCGAGCGCUGAUCCUUGGAGAGCUGGAGAGAGGGCAGAACCAGUACCAGGCCCUGUGCUUCAUCUCUCGCCUAAGCCGCAAUGAGAUCAUACCCAGCGAGUCCAUGGCUCGUCUAAGACAGAAAAACCCUCAGGCCAUUCGCUUGGCAGAGGAGCGGCGAGGACUGGAACAGCUGACGAUGAGCGCAGCGGUCAAUCUAAGCCGGGCCUGGCAACUCAGCUCCCAUAUCCACAACAUGUGCAGCGAAGCCCGGGAGGCCAUCUACACCAGAGAGGCUGAUGUUAAACACUGGCUGGACAAAGGAGUGGAUGGCUCCAUGUUUGAGACCCUGCCCCACACAACAGAGGUGCCCAGCUUUCAGGCUUGUCAUUCUACUAAAGACUUGUGGCAACCGUGUCUCUGCACAUACAGCCUGCGUCUGGAGUGGUACCCGUGUCAGUUAAAGUACUGCCGCAGCAGGGACACAACAGGAAAAGGCUCGAACUACAAAUGUGGCAUAAAGAGCUGCAGCAAGGGCUACCAUUUCACCUACUAUGUCCCCCAAAAACAGCUCUGUCUAUGGGAUGAGGAGACCUAACAUUUUGUUUUUAACUCUUCUAAAAGGAUCAUUAGUUUUGUUUCCCCCUCAAGCGAAGCCAAUGCUUCCCAACCCAUGCUAUUUAAAGACAACACAGUAACACUGGACCUCAGUUUAUAUGAUGUUAAGUGAAGCUGUCUUAAAUGGGGAGUGAGGAGAACAUGAUGUCCAAGCUGAGACAAAAAAAGAAUUCAGGUUCAAAAUGAGACCAAAUCCUUUAAAGGAGGAGAGGUGCAGCUCGUUGUUCUAAGAGGACCCACUUACUCUGAGCCUCUUUUGGGAAAUUGACAUAUCAUUGUCAACUAUGACGGGACUUUGCCUAGAAGCGGUCACUUUUGUGCCUUUUUUUUUCAGGGGUGGGGGGAUUUGUGAAGCAGAUGAUUGAUGCCAUCGACACAAACCUGUCAAACAAGCUACAAUGUGCACAAAUCUGGAUAGUGCAUUUCUGCUUAUGCAAACACCAGCAGGGGAACAACAUGUGUUUCUGAUCAAAGGAGCCGUACAAAUGGUCGCCCAUUCUGGUGAAGGAUCAUUUGGAUGGUGGAUUUCUCUCUUUUAAAAAGCUCUGUGAUAAACGGUUUGUAGUCAGCUAAAUGCCAUGUUUGUUCAGCAGCAUAAGCUGGCCAACAAAGACAAUUCUUCCCCAAUGCUGGCUUUAUUUAUUUUAGUUGCAAAGUGAAAUUAUGGAGGACUAUUUUUUUAUCUUUUUUUUUUUUUUUUUU
Labrus mixtus (cuckoo wrasse) is the source of this 2048-nucleotide messenger RNA. It is a transcript of the gene oafa, whose product is annotated as OAF homolog a (Drosophila). Lineage: Eukaryota; Metazoa; Chordata; Actinopteri; Labriformes; Labridae. The record is from RefSeq and is a predicted model, not a curated record. The transcript is spliced from 4 exons. Bases 505 to 1326 code for a protein of 273 amino acids.